This is a messenger RNA of Zea mays, 831 nucleotides long. RefSeq lists its product as uncharacterized. The transcript has a single exon. The record is from RefSeq and is a predicted model, not a curated record. NCBI's taxonomy places the organism in Eukaryota, Viridiplantae, Streptophyta, Magnoliopsida, Poales, Poaceae. The coding region runs from base 148 to 498 and encodes 116 amino acids.
CACGUACCCAGCAGGCGAGCGCAAGGCAGCCACGACGGGACAGAGGCCGAAGCCUCGCGCGCACUCGCUCCGCCUUCUCUCGUGUCGCGUCGCGUAUAAAAGCGGCCGCCCCGGACCCCGGCGACGCCCACCAAGAUUCCAAGAACCAUGGCCUCCGCACCCUGCUCCAACUCUUCCCCCGCCGCCAGAGCCCCGAGAUCCGCCGCUGCCGGCAACAAGAAGCCGACGACGUGCCUCUGCUCGCCGACGAGCCACCCGGGGUCGUUCCGCUGCAGCCGGCACCGGAACGGGGCCGCCGCGCCGGGCGGCGAGGCGGCGCACGGCGCCAGCAGGGGCGGCACUGCUGGCAGGGCGGCCAAGGGGCGGUCCGUGCGCGCGCUGCUGCUCCAGAGGAUCGGCGGCGGCCCCAGCGAGCUCGGCGGCCGCCGCCGCCGCUGCCGUCGCGGGGUCGGCGACUUCCAGCCGCGGCCCUCCAGGCUGCGCCUCAUGAACCAGUGACGCCGGCGGGCCUGCUUCGGUCUCGUCGCUGCUCCUCCUGAUCUAGCGCCGGUGGUGCGCCACUAUUUCGCGCGCACGCAUCGGUUCGACGACGCGACGCUAGAUCGUACUACGUUCUUAGCAGAAUAAAGAGCAAAAACUGUCCGUACUGUACUCGUAGCCUGCAGAUCUGGAACUGUGUGUACAUAGUGUCGAUGAAGACGAAGCAACGUGGUUCGUUCCUCCAUUUCUGAUGGCUCCAUGUAUGCCUAUGGUCUGUAACUCUGUACUCCUUGUGUUUUUUUAGAGAGGAAAGAAAGAAAUCCAUGGAAGAGUGCAUAUGGUGUUCGUGUU